Molecule: messenger RNA, 2928 nt
Organism: Heteronotia binoei (common prickly gecko)
Lineage: Eukaryota; Metazoa; Chordata; Lepidosauria; Squamata; Gekkonidae
Product: membrane-spanning 4-domains subfamily A member 15-like
Exons: 7
Coding region: 204-833 (209 amino acids)
Cellular component (GO): membrane
Source: RefSeq, a predicted model, not a curated record
AGCUCGACGAGACGAAGAGCCCGGCGCCUGGUUGCCCGCGGAGGGCUCUGCUCGCCCCGCUAGGAUCUUCCGGGGGAACACAACAACCUUUUAAAGAGGAGGAGGCUUUUCGCCCGGGAUCUGCUGUAGCCCGAAGAAGCCGCCUGCGGAGGUGGCAUCUGUUCGAGAUCCUAAUUCCCACCAUAACCUUCUCACUAGCCGCUAUGGACCUUAAUGACCCAGCAACGAUGAAAUCCAUCUCAAAGAUCAUGGCACAGCCUUCUGUGUCACAGCCACUAAAGAAUUUGUAUAGAGGUGAACCAAUGGCCCUGGGGAUCACACAAAUUGGCAUCGGCAUCAUGGAAAUACUUUUUGGGCUUGUGAUACUCAUGACAGAAACGGGUCAUUCAUACGAAGAGGCUAUUGCACAUAUCAGAACUCCGUACUGGACUGGAAUCCCGUAUAUCAUUUCUGGAUCUCUGUCUGUGGUGGUUGCAAAGAAACCUGAGGUACCACUGGUGAAAGGCAUGCUGGGAAUGAAUAUUGUGAGUGCCCUGACAGCUGGCAUUGCGAUUGCGGCAUUCUCCAUUUCAUUAGUGCUCACACCAUACUACGUUAAGUGCAAUGGAAAUGGAUACACAGCUUGCCAUAGCAAUGAAUUAAUCUACAUGGCUAGAGUUCUCGUGAUGUUCAACGUCCUAGAGUUCCUUAUCACCAUCGUCAGUGCUGCCUUUGGUUGUGCCAGUUUGUGCCGGAGUGCCUACAGUGAAAAGACUAUAGUGGUUUUUCAGAACACAGAACAGGGAACACCUCCUGCUGUCCUGGCACCAGUCAAGGGGUACGAGGUGCUGUGAAUGUCCACUGCCUUCAUCUGGAAUCACAACUACUUUGAUAAAGAGCUGAUCCCACAACAUGACUUUCCUGGUGGAGGAUUCACUGAUCAACUUUUUAUUAUUAUUAUUAUUGCUGUAUGUUGUAAAUAGGAGCCACAUGGCACAGAGUGGUAAGCUGCAGUACUGCAGUCCAAGCUCUGCUCAUGACCUGAGUUUGAUCCUAGCAGAAGCUGGGUUCGGGUAGCUGGCUCAAGGUUGACUCAGCCUUCCAUCCUUCCAAGGUCGGUAAAAUGAGUACCCAGAUUGCUGGGGGGAAAGUGUAGAUGACUGGGGAAGGCAAUGGCAAACCACCCCAUAAAAAGUCUGCCAUGAAAAUAUCAUGAUGCAACGUCACCCCAGAGUCAGAAAUUAUUGCUGCUUGCACCUUUAUCUUUUUUUGUGUUGUAAAUAAACCAGCAAACUGGCUGGAUUUGGUUUUUAUAAAUUUUAAAAUUAGCCUUUCUUUGCUGUUUAUUUUGGUUUUCAGCUUCCAUUCCCUUUUUUCUUUCUCUGACCCUCUGACUAUCGGUGCGGUAGUUAGCAGAGUGAGCUUCGUGACGUGCCCGACACUGAGCUCCAGGAAAGAAAUCAGCCAGACACCUGCAACUAGUGCCAAAGUAGUGUAUUUACAGAAGAUACAAUAAGUGCUCACUAGUGCAGUCCAAUAUAUUAUUCACACAGACAAAAUGCUCCGCCAGACAGCUAACUCUCGAAGAGAGAGCCGUGUGUUGCACACACAGCUUACUUAUAGUUCAGUCAGCCAAUCCAGGCUGUGCAGUGUCAUGCUGACACAGCAGGUUGCUUCACCUGUUCUCAGCCGGCUCAAACCAGCCUGCUGAUAAGGUCACUGUGACCUAGCUUGACGGCUAGAUCACCAUCUGUCAAAGUAUAGCUGUCAUCCUGGGUUAAGAUAGAUUCAUACCUCGACACUGACCUACAGGUCUUGAAUAGUACCAAUCAAUCCCAGCUAUGAAUAUAAGGAAGAAAGGAACAAUUCACUGCUUACUGUGGUUUCCUGUUUCCAGGCUUUCCUUUCCUUUCCCUUCCUUUCUUCGUACUCCUCUUUGAAAAAGGGCUAGUCGCACAGCAUGAUUUUCCUGGCAGAGGAGUCGUUGAUCAACUUUAUUAUUAUUAUUAUUGCCAUAUAUUGUAAAUAAACCAGCAAACUGGCUGAUUAUUUUUUUAAUUUAAUCAAUUGAGUAAGUUUAUUAUGGUCAAAAAGACCAGCAAGGAUAAAAACGCACAAAGAGACAGUUUUUAAAACUGAUACAUAAAAAGUAGAAUCACACAUACAAAGGAAUUUUAAAAAACCCCUCUGAUUCCUUUUUCAGCUUUUAGCGUUUUCUUAGUUACACUUGCUGAAAGCUACUGCACAAAAUUUGGCUACCGUAUACAAUACAAAUUUCUGACUGUCUUCUAAUGGGUAUCUCCAGAGGGUUUCAGGGAUGAAGUCAAUAUAAUAUUGUAAUGGCUUAAAUCUGGAGAGUAAUGGGAUAAGUAUUUGAAUCUUCUUGAUAAUAUUCACAGUGUAAUGUGUGUGUAAUAGACUCUAAGAGCCUUCUUCAGUGGCCUAAAACCAAAGCGCACACAUUUAAAACAAAUUGCAAAAUGAAGGACCAAGUAGGUUUGUAGUAUUUCAAUAUGAGGGUAGGUUCAACAUGAAAACAUUACUACACAUGGAGAUGCUGGAUUCUUGGCUAGAGAGAGUAAUUGGAGAGAGACAAUGCCCUCUUUGUGGGUUGGCUCAGAAUUAUAUACGGGCCUGAUUUUCAUGUGAAGCCACCAAAACUUGGUGAAUGGACAUGGUAGUGGACUGCAAUUUUGGGGAAGAGUUCAAAAGCAGGACAGAAACAUGGAGGGGAUGGGGGAAGGUAAAUAUGUUUUAACUUGACUGGGGACCAAGAUUUUAUGUUAUGGUUUAGUUAUGUGAUUUCAGAUUUUUUUUUAAAAAAAAUUAUUUCCAAAAUUUAUAUCCUGGCUUUCUGCCUUUACAAGGGUCACUAAAGUGGCUAACAAUUUAAAACACUUGAGAAAAGGACUCGUUCAGACAAUCCCAAUUGCUCUGCUCCCAAGACCA